UAUAUUUCGCAGGGUUUACUUUUGUUGAGUGCAGCUUUGACAUGGCGGACGCGGAGCCGGAGGAUGCAAUUAUUGGAGAAAUAGCCCAUUCUGAUCCCGAUUCCGACACACAGGAUAAUGUAAAACAGCAAGGCUUUAUCGGUAAAAGCACUCCAGGAACAAAGGAAGGAAAAGCACCCGAUCUUUUGUCCGAGGCUCUCUCGAAGAUGGAUGAACCUGGACAGGAAGAUGAAAUAAAUUUCUCUGCCGCGGCAGGAGAGACAGACGCAAACACCGAUGGAGCCGCGGGUAGCGGCUUGUUAGAAGAUGAUCAUGAUGAUAAACAAGUUUCUGAAACUGCCAUUCCUGAAGCCGAACCAGGAGAUGGAUUCCCCGUCGUUGGAGAUCAGAAUCAAAUGUUGAUUGCUGACAGCACGUCAUCCAAUGACAAUGGGCUGAUUGAUGGAUCAAUUGAAUCGCAAGCUGAUUGUUUAACUGGCCAAAUUGAUUCUGAAUCUUCCAAAAUUGACACGGACUCUUCUGCUCUUUCUGGUGAUCAUGAUUCAGCCAUGUCUUCAUCAUCGAAUAACGUCUUAUCAGAUAUUGCAGCAAGUUCUUUACUUGGGUCCAUUGCAACCAUGAUUGAUUCAGGCAGCGAUUGCUCUCUCACCGAAAACUCAAAAAAUAAAGAUGCAUUAAACAUCCUGGAAACUGCUUCUGCAUCAGCUGUUGGAACCACUCCCACUUCUGGAAUUGCGCUUACCACAGCAUCAUCCGCAGUAGCUGCACCAGCGGCCAAUCCAAUAUCUUUGAAUUUGGCAAGAUCAGCUCAAAAUACAUCAUUACUUGUAAAUGGAAAUAGUUUAUUGACAGGUUCUGCUACUAGUAAUAUUGGCCUUGGAACAUCUCUGCUGAAUACCCCAGGCCUGAUUCAAGCCAUCUCACAGCAACAGACGGCUCCAAUCACAAGCGUUCCAACUCUGAGAGUAGCACCUUCAACCCCUUCACCAGUAACAAUCACUGUCCGAACCCCUCCAGGGACAGGGGCUCUCAGCCAAACGCUUAUAUCGAAUAUUGUGAAUACCCCAGAAGUGCAGGCCCUCUUGGCAAAGAAUCCUGGUCAACCAAUCACUAUUGUUCGUGUUCCGGAUGCUCCAGCCACUGUGACCACCCAGUCAUCAAAACCAGCUCCAGCACCUCCACCUGCUUCAUCUUCAUCACCAGCUAAGGCUCCAUCUCUUAUUACAGUUCCAGCUUCAACCACGGCUCCAGUUUCUGCUCCCAUCUUGUCUCCAAGUCCGAAACAGGGAAGCACUAUUCCAAUGAUGAAAGUUGUAACCAAUGCAACUAACAAGCAGCAAACACCCGUCAGAACUUUCCCACCCGGUACCAUCCUGUCCAACAGGCUCCCCAGUAAUAGCACUCCAACAAGCACAAAAACGACUGUUUCACCCACUUCAACAUUGGUCAAAUCCUCUCCGAGUCCUAAGCCAACCAUAGUCUUAGGAGUAAAGAAAAAAGUGGGUCGAGGUGGUGGAAAAGCAGCGGCCAAGGGAAUGGCUCCAGCAGUGCCGUCCUCGCAGGACUUGCAUCUUAUGAGACAGAAGAGACCCGCCAACUGCAAGACUCGAUCUGGACGAGUGUCCAGGCCUCCACUGUAUAGAAUCAAGGAGUACAAAACCAUGUCCAAUGAAGAGAUGGGAGAUCAGCCAGGUUCCUCUGAUGGAGAAUACUCCGAUUAUGAUGAUGGUGAAAAUGCUGCCUCGGCACUUAGCUUCUAUGAUCAGAAGAGGAGGUAUAAAUGCCAGAAUUGUGAGAAGCGGUACAUUGGAAGAGGAGGCCUGGCCAGACACUACAGAGACAACCGGACACAUGGAGAUCCUGAUUCUGUGUUUGCAAAGACAGAAGAUGAAGACCGACAGAUGGAGAUGGAGACUGAUGAGAAACAAAGUGACAAAGAAACAAAGGAGGAGACGCCAAAGGAGGAGAUGCCAAAGGAGGAGACACCAAAUGAGGCAGCUGAAACCCCGAGUGAGGCAGCCGAGAAAUCUAAUGGGAAUCAAUCUCCCAGUCCUAAGGCCGAAGAUGAUGAGCCAAGUUCUUCUGAACAGACAUCCAAAGAAAACACACAAGCAGAACCAGAACGGCCGAAACCAGCUAUAAUUACCUACCACUAUCCUUAUAAACCAAGGGGGCGGGGUAGGGGAAGACCCCCAGGGUCGGGUCGUAAAGUCGUUGAUCCGAGUGGCGAUGCACCAGUGAUAACCUCAAACAGCAAAGAUGUUCCUCCAAAGGCAGAAGCAUCAACUUCAAAGUUCUUUGACCCCAAGACCCCUCUUGACGAUGAUCUGAUCAAGGUCACGCUACCUAUGCUGUCCAAGGUCAUCACUCCCUGGGAGUACAUAGUCGCCAGAGCCCAGCAGACCACCACCAAAGAUGCAAUCUUCCCCACCAUCCUGAAAUCACUCAAAGAAAUGCAUCUUGAAGCCAGGAAGAUGGCUGCGUCGUGUCUGGAGCGUGUUCCAGUUUUUCCUGUCAAGGAUCAUUCUGUCAAAGGAAACGCAUCACAAGAGAUUCUAAUCGAGGAUGAUGCUAUGGCGAAAGUUCUUGGUGUGGAGACUGGACGAUACCGCUUCAAAGGUCCUUCAGACGAUGCUCUGCCAAAGACUGUAAGACUUCUGAAGAAGCAAGAAGCACUAUCCAAAGAUAAAGAACAAAAACAACCAAAGGUUGCAAAGAGUGUAGGUGAAGCACUUCAGAGGAAGCGCAGAAUGGCAAGUUCACCAAAGAGUGAGCCCCCGAGCAAGAAAACACCCGGCACAAUCAGCAUCCUUUCUCCUCGGUCAAGCUACUCCCGGCUCACCACCCCUUCCUCGUUUCCUGCCAAGAGGGUCCAUACCAUUGGAACCAUAGCAUCCAUUGCCGACGUCCCCAACGCCAACACCACGGCCAAACCUGCUGCUGAAAAGAGACCCAUUCCUCCUCUUGGUCCGAUAUCAUCGGCCUCCAAAGGCUUGGAGUCGAAUACCAAAGCUUUUGAAUCCAGCCCGACGGCCAAGACAACCAGUGUGACGACGGCGUUGCCACCACUCAAGCCUAUCAGAACAAAACCUACCAAUACCCAGUCAACGUCGUCACAAGAGAGCAAGACCACCACCAGCUCUGCAACUACUACUACCACUACACCAUCAUCAGAACAAAGCAUCACUGCCAUUGAGGAUGAUACAGCCAAGGAAAGCUCUAGCUUAUCCUCAGACUCACAGCUCCUCACAUCCACCCAAGAUUCCACUGAUGUGAACAACCCUGCCAAAGCCCAAGAGGCGGAGGCAGCCAACGAGUCCGGUCCAUCCCUCAUGGAGUCGGGAGAAUCCCCCUCAGAAGACCUGGUGGAGCAGACCACCGUCCUACCCGAGGGCACCACCAUCAUGCAGCUGGAGGACGGCACCUUCCUCCUCCAGAAACCCGACGGCACCGCCAUGCAGAUCCAGACACCCGAAGGCAUGACCAUCGAGACUGUCCAAGCUCUACUGUCCAUGGAGGGUGGUGCCAUCGAGACGGUCGAGGAGCCCAGCCCGCAGUACAUCCUGGACGACGGCAGUUGCGUCCAGCUACCUGCGGGGAUGUCCCUGGAUAUGGCCGUUGAGAUGGGUUUGAUCAAUCAGUCUUCAGAUUGAGAACUCCAAAACCAUGGUCAGGUGGAUGAGCCUGCUGUCUGUAUAUACAAACUGCCACUUUGCCCAACUUGCCAGUAUCAUGCAUCACAUGUUCUUCACCAACAGUCAUUGUAGUGUGUCAGGAUAACUUGCCUUUGUCUCAUUUCAUUUUCUACUCUUUAUCUCUCCUUUACUUUGUCUUAGAUUGUGUAUACCCUAUACAGCAAUCAAAAUAUCAUUUUCUUUUAAAUUACAUAUCAUCAAGUUAUUUCAGCUUAAUAUGUAUGCACUUCAUUCGUGGUCAGUAAUAUGUUCAAGUAGCAAAAGUAUUAAUUUGUGUCAAUGUUUUGAUAGAUUUGUCUCCAUAUUUGGUUUGGAUGCUGAUUUUUAGAAAAAUAUCUAUCAGAGAGGGGAGGGGGGGGCUUGUAUUAUUCCUAACAAAAGAUAAUGCAUGCACUUAGUUAGAAUUCCAAAUGGGUUUUCAUAACCCAGUGAAGAAAGUGAUUUUAUUUUGGCUGCCAAACUCUGAAGUUGGAUUCGUCAAUAGUGUACAUCAGUAUGAAAUAGAUUGUGCAUGUACAUGUAGGUAUGACUUAAAAACAAUGAAGUAGACAGCCAGCUUAUUUUGUCAGUUUCUCCUAGAACUGCAAAAUAUAUCAUGCAUUGUAAAUAAUGUAAUAUAUGUUUGUGUAUAUUUUUGAAAACGAAAACAUAUGUUUUUUUUUUAGAUAUUGCUUGGUCUACUUUAUACUUGCAUGAAUUUGAUAUGUGUAUUCAGCUACUAUAAUUAGGUCGCGUAUUGGAGUGUGCUCUGUACAUUGCAUGUCUGGUCUGAAAUGUCUUGCAACACGUCUUUUCUGAUGAUGAUUGCUAUAUAUGCACAUAUGUAAAUAGUUUAGUAGUUUGAUAUAUAUAGCUAAUUAUCCCGUUUUUGAGGUGCCAAUAAUUGCUAUCCUAGAGUCCUCCACCACCGUCACCACUAAUAAUGUAGGCAUCAAAUGCUUGGUGUAGUUGUCUGUGAACACAUGUAUUUUCUUUAUUUUAAUCUGGUGCAACCAGAGAUUUAUUUGCCCGAAUUCACAAAGGUGGUGUUUAGAACUAUCAGUUGAACCCAUGGUUUGUGCAGAUUUCCUGUAUAAAUUACGAUUAUUUACCGCGCAUAUUAAAGAAUUCCAGUGCUCAUGCGCGCUUUUGUCACAGUGCGCCAAACGGAUGCCUGUUUGAAGAGUGGACUCAUUCAUUGUAAACAGUGGACUCGUGAAUAAAAUAGAGAGGGUAACCACGGCAACAGGCGUCAACUUGGCGCUCUCGUGACAAAACCACUCAUCAGCAUUGGAAUUUUUUUAUAUACCUGGUAAAUACUCAUAAUUUAUACAGGAAAUCUGCAUAAAGCAUGGGUUUACCCGAUGGUUUUAAAAACCACCUUUGUGAAUUCGGGCCACUGUGUUUAUUCAUCAGAUGGGUGUUUUUCAAAUUAUCUGUCUACAUUGUUUUUCGUGACAACUUUAAAGCAGACUUAAUCUGAAUCUUAUUCUCUUUUUUUUUACUGGACAUAUCUGACCAAUGAGUUUUACCAGUCCUUGAAAUUUACUUGACCUGCAGUAAUUUUUACCAGUUACAGAUUGGCACCAGUGUCUACCCCUGUACAUUUCAGAAUAUGACUUACUGACUGUUGAAAUCCUACACAGUUUGUAUUGUGCUCUUAUCAGUGGAUACACAGGUUUUAUACAACAAAGUGUAGAUCUAGACCAACAGGUUUUUAAUGUUUCAUUUUUUAUGAAUUUGUCUUUUUAAAUUAUCAAAGUUAAAAAUGUAGAUGUACCUAGACACAUAUCUGUUUAAAUGAACUAGUUAUUCAAUUCCUUGAUCCAACAUAAAAAGUAAUUUUUAUAACAUCAAUUGGAAUUAUAAAAAUAUAUUGGCUUUUUGCAGUGUUAUUAGAAAUUCAAAGCAAGUCAUGUAAUCAUAUUAGAUAAUGAGAUAAUAUAGUAAAUUUGCCUUUUGAAUUUGAAGUAGGAAAAGAAUAUUUUUUUUAACAGUAGCAAACAGUAAUAGUGGACUUUCUACUUGUAAUAGGAAUGAAAUAUAUUGAAUACAAUAAUAGUUUGCUUUGAUAAUAAUGAACGAUAGGCAAAAAGCAAAGCUUCAAGUAGGUAGUUGGGAAUAAAUAUCAUAGUUGACUGUG
Messenger RNA from Lytechinus variegatus (green sea urchin), 5817 nucleotides. Its product is annotated as mucin-5AC-like. Lineage: Eukaryota; Metazoa; Echinodermata; Echinoidea; Temnopleuroida; Toxopneustidae. The record is from RefSeq and is a predicted model, not a curated record. The transcript is spliced from 7 exons. Bases 42 to 3653 code for a protein of 1203 amino acids.